CUAGCUACACUGCAAUUUACUUCGAACUGACAUCGCCGCAGACGGUGCUAAAGAUGAAGGCAAUGUUUCACAUUGUUUUGUUAUUGCUCGCCGUUAGUUCGGCAGUCGAGAGCUGUUCGCCGACGGACAGGGCGGCACUUCUGGACUUCAAAGCAGCACUUCACGAGCCGUACCUUGGCAUCUUCAACUCGUGGACGGGGGAUGACUGCUGCCACGACUGGUACGGUGUCACCUGCGACCCCCAGACUUACCGCGUCGCCGACAUCGACCUACGUGGUGAGUCCGAGGACCCUUUCUUCGAGCGCGCCAAGCGGACAGGCUACAUGACCGGGACUAUCUCGCCCGAAAUCUGUAAGUUGACUCGCCUCUCUAGCCUCACAAUGGCUGACUGGAAAGGCAUCACCAGUGAGAUUCCGCCAUGCAUCACGAGGCUGCCGUUUCUUCGUAUUUUGGAUUUGAUCGGAAACAAAAUCUCCGGCCGGAUCCCCGCCGGAAUGGGAAGGUUGCGCCGCCUCACAGUUUUGAGUCUCGCUGAUAAUCAGAUCACGGAAAGAAUUCCUCCGUCGUUAACGAAUCUAUCGAGUCUGAUGCAUCUCGAUUUGAGAAACAACAAAAUUUAUGGUCCUCUCCCCCGAGAUUUCGGCCGCCUCAGGAUGCUGAGUCGGGCUCUGUUGAGCGGAAACCGGAUCAGUGGGACCAUACCGAGCUCGAUAUCUGAAAUUUAUCGUCUCGCCGAUCUAGACCUCUCCACGAACCGAUUAUCGGGAACGAUACCGCCUUCCCUCGGUAAAAUGGCGGUUCUCGCGACUCUAAAUCUCGACUGCAACAAAAUCACAGGUCCGAUUCCGGCGAGUCUUAUGAAUUCCGGGGUAAGUAACUUGAAUUUGAGCCGAAACGGACUGGACGGAAAGAUACCGGAUGUUUUCGGACCGAGAUCUUAUUUUACCGCCUUAGAUUUGUCCCACAAUAAGUUAAGAGGGCCGAUACCGAGAUCGAUAUCGUCGGCGUCGUUUAUCGGACACUUGGACUUGAGUUACAACCAUCUCUGCGGCCGGAUUCCGUCGGGGUCGCCGUUCGAUCACCUGGAAGCGUCGCAGUUUACUAAUAACGAUUGCUUGUGCGGGAAGCCGCUUCACAAAGCCUGUAAUUAGGUGAUGCAUGUUAAAAACAGAAAUUUACGUACUGCGAAUGCUACUAUUUUCUUUUUUUUUUGUUGUUAAUUUAACCUUUUUAUAUUUAUGUCAAUGUUAUUAUUGGCCCAAAAAUUAUUUUUUUUUGGUAUGUUGUUUAUUUAUUUCCUACUUCCACAAUCCACAAUACAUUGUCUCAAAUAAAUUUUUUAACUUUCA
Molecule: messenger RNA, 1349 nt
Organism: Rubroshorea leprosula
Lineage: Eukaryota; Viridiplantae; Streptophyta; Magnoliopsida; Malvales; Dipterocarpaceae
Source: the annotation of a GenBank genome assembly